UUAAUGCGUGGCUUUAAGCGAAAUCAUACAAGUGAGGCAAAAGCCAACUAAAACCAAAAAUACAACGACAAUUCCGUAAUUCCAUUUUUGCCCUAAACUGAACUGCACUAACGAAUUUUUCAAAUUUAAACGAACGUUUUUUUUAUAUAUUUUUCUUUUUUGACUGCGACUAACAAAAGAGAAAAGUAACAUAAAAGCCCCACCUUGAAGAAAACAACAAUAACAUAUGCAACAUUAUAUGCAAUUCUAAAAUCCUUUGUUUAAACACAAAGGACCAAAGGACUGUAAAGAAACGCAUAAGAAUAAACGGCAGCAAAACGUGACAAACGUGGUCGGUCCCCUUUUUACGUCUGCAGUGCUCCAUUUGCUGAAGUGUUCUUCUGUGGACUCUAAACCCCUAACAAAAAGGACACAUAAAAUUCACUCCCCUUGAGAGAAAACAAAAAUUGAAAACAUUUUACUAUCAAAAGGACUUUUUUGUGUGAAUAAAAUUCAUAAAUCCCGCUACUCAUUGCAUUUGGAAAGGAUACACCGAAGCGUAACACCCACACCACCACUAUCUAAGUUUGCUGCCGAACGGACACUAGUCAACGAUUAAAUCCCUACUUCCUUAUUAUUUGCUCUAUUGUCUGGAAUCAAUAUCUAAUACGUAUUUCAUCGUAUCCCGAAUCGAAACUCAUUCUAGCGACACAUAGCUAUGGUAGCCGGUUUCGAACAAAGGCCCUGGACACCUACCGUAAGACGUGGACAAAUUGCUGCUGAAACCUCGACACCUGGACCAGCAGCAGUAGCUUUACCCAAUUUAAUAGGUACAAAAUUACUUGAUUCCCGCAAGCAAGCUGCCCCCUCCUUUACCUUCGGACAAAAACAUCGCCAGACCGUUCAUUCCUUGGGCGAAGGACCAGCCAAGUACAACGUAACCGGUUUAGGCAGCAAGGGCAAGGAUACACCACCAGCGGCCACCCUACAAAGUCGCCAUAAAGAAAUGUCGAAAUUUUGCACCCCAGCACCUGGCGAAUAUGAUGUGGACAAGGCCGUAAAGGCGGUCAAACAGUCAACGGCCAAAUAUACAUUUGGUCAAAAAUUGGCCAUGGACAAAUUGAAUACCACACCAGGUCCAAAUCAUUAUCGGGUAGUUCCACUCGAUGUGAUCAAACCCCGUGCCCCUCAGUACACUUUUCGCAUAAAGUUCAAAGUUAUAGUAAUUAAGACACCAGCGCCCAAUAGCUAUCGGCCCGAGAGGGUAUCGUUAGUGAAAAAGAACUCACCACGCUACUCAUUCGGUAGACGUACUAAAAUUCACUUCGAUAAGGGAACUCCAGCACCCGGCUCAUAUAGCCCUGAAAAGGCCAAUUUGCACUCCACUCCAGCUUAUACUAUAACUGGCAAAAAUUCACAUGAUGUGGUUGAUUGCACUCCGGCUCCUGGCGCAUAUGAACCUGAAAAAUGCAGACUGGAUAAAACACCAGCAUUUACAAUCUCCGGGCGUCAUGUCAUUCACAAAACUAGUGAUACACCAGCACCUGGAGCAUAUGCACCAGAAAAAUGCCGUCUGGAUCAUACAGUAGCCUACACUAUAUCUGGUCGACAUGAGGUACAUAAAGUAAGUGAGACUCCAGCUCCCGGAGCUUAUGCACCGGAAAAAGUACGCCUAGAUCACACACCCGCGUACACAAUAACUGGUAAACAUGAAACGAAAGUAACAAGCGAUACACCAGCGCCUGGAGCUUAUGCACCGGAAAAGGUACGCCUUGACAAUACUCCAGCUUUCACAAUGGCUGGUAAACAUCAAGUCAAAGUUAAAAACGAUACACCUGCGCCUGGUGCUUAUGCACCAGAGAAAGUAAGGCUAGAUCACACGCCAGCUUAUACAAUUAAGGGCAAAUAUGAAACCAAAAUUGUCAGUGAUACACCAGCGCCAGGAGCUUAUGCUCCGGAAAAAGUAAGACUUGAUCAUACACCCGCUUACACAAUGGCAGGCAAGCACCAAGUGAAAAUCCAAAGCGAUACACCUGCGCCUGGAGCAUAUGCACCAGAAAAAACACGACUUGACCAUACCCCAGCUUACACAAUGGCAGGCAAGCAUCAACUUAAGGUUGAAAGUAAUACCCCUGCGCCUGGGGCUUAUGCACCAGAAAAAACCAAGCUUGAUCAUUCUCCUGCAUACACAAUGGCUGGCAAGCACCAAGUAAAAGUUGAAAGUGAUACACCUGCCCCUGGAGCCUAUGCUCCAGAGAAAGUCAGACUUGAUCACAAUCCAGCAUAUACAAUGGGUGGAAAACAUCAAAUAAAAGUUGAUAAUUUUACGCCUGCGCCUGGAGCAUAUGCUCCAGAAAAGGUAAGGUUAGAUCACACGCCAGCGUAUACUAUGGCAGGCAAACAUCAACAAAAAAUUGAAAGUGACACGCCUGCUCCUGGUGCCUACGCCCCAGAAAAGGUGAGAUUAGAUCACACCCCAGCGUAUACUAUGGCUGGCAAACAUCAGCACAAAAUUGAAAGUGAUACCCCUGCUCCAGGUGCCUAUGCUCCCGAAAAUGUUAGACUAGAUCAUACUCCUGCCUACACAAUGGCAGGAAAGCAUCAGGCUAAAAUUAAAAAUGACACACCAGCACCUGGUGCUUAUGCUCCAGAAAAGUGUAAACUCGAUAACACUCCUGCAUACUCUAUGACCAGCCGUCACGAUCUGCACAAACCUAGCGAUACACCAGCACCUGGAGCUUACUGUCCGGAAAAGGUUCGUCUGGAUCAUACACCAGCCUACAGUCUAGGAGGUAAACACGACAUAAAGGUGAAAAAUGAGACUCCGGCUCCAGGCGAUUAUGCUCCGGAGAAAUGUCGGUUGGAUGGCACACCUUCAUACUCCAUGGGAGGGCGUCAUGAUAUCCAAAAGCCUAGUGAUACACCUGCACCUGGUGCCUAUUGCCCGGAAAAAGUUCGAUUGGAUCAUACACCCUCAUAUAGCAUGGGUGGCAAGCAUGAUCCCAAAGUAAGCAAUGAUACUCCAGCACCUGGAGCAUAUGCGCCCGAGAAGUGCCGUUUGGAUGGUACACCAGCCUAUACGAUGGCAGGACGCCAGCUUUUGCAAAAACAAAGCGAUACUCCAGCCCCGGGAGACUAUGCUCCAGAAAAGCAUAGGCUGGAUGGCACCCCUGCAUAUACCAUGGGAGGAAGGCACAACUUGCAAAAGCCUAGUGACACUCCUGCACCAGGAGAUUAUGCGCCGGAGAAGCAUAGGUUGGAUGGUACCCCCGCAUAUACUAUGGCAGGCCGUCAUGGCCUUCACAAGCCAUCUGAUACACCAGCUCCGGGGGACUAUGCUCCAGAAAAGCACAGAAUAGAUGGUACCCCCGCAUAUACCAUGGGUGGACGACACAAUUUGCAAAAGCCAAGUGAUACUCCGGCCCCUGGAGAUUAUGCCCCGGAGAAACAUAGGCUAGAUGGUACACCCGCAUAUACGAUGGCUGGCCGUCAUGGCCUUCACAAGCCAUCCGAUACACCAGCUCCUGGAGAUUAUGCUCCAGAAAAGCACAGAUUAGAUGGUACCCCCGCAUAUACCAUGGGUGGACGACACAAUUUGCAAAAGCCAAGUGAUACUCCGGCCCCUGGAGACUAUGCCCCUGAGAAACAUAGGCUAGAUGGUACACCCGCAUAUACCAUGGCUGGCCGUCAUGGUCUUCACAAGCCAUCUGAUACACCAGCUCCGGGAGACUAUGCUCCAGAAAAGCACAGCUUAGAUGGUACCCCCGCAUAUACCAUGGGUGGACGACACAAUUUGCAAAAGCCAAGUGAUACUCCGGCCCCUGGAGAUUAUGCCCCGGAGAAACAUAGGCUAGAUGGUACACCGGCUUAUACCAUGGCUGGACGACAUGGUCUACAUAAACCCAGUGAUACACCAGCUCCGGGCGAUUAUGCUCCUGAGAAACAUCGUUUGGAUGGUACGCCUGCUUACACCAUGGGCGGACGCCAUAAUUUGCCUACCACCAACGAUACUCCAGCACCAGGAGACUAUGCUCCUGAAAAGCAUAGAUUAGAUGGCACACCAGCUUAUACAAUGGCUGGGCGUCAUAGUCACCACAAGCCAAGUGAAACUCCGGCUCCUGGAGACUAUGCUCCCGAAAAACAUAGUUUGGAUGGUACACCUGCGUACACUAUGGCCGGACGGCAUGAUCAUCAUAAACCUUCCGAUACACCAGCACCGGGUGACUAUGCGCCAGAGAAGCAUAGACUCGAUGGUACUCCUGCGUUUACCAUCGCUGGUCGUCCUAAUACGCACAAACCUAGCAAUACACCCGCACCUGGAGACUAUGCCCCUGAAAAGCAUCGUUUGGACAAUACUCCUGCAUAUACUAUGGCAGGUAAGCAUGAGCCUAAGGUAUUAAACAAUAACCCUGCUCCUGGGGACUAUUGCCCAGAAAAGGUACGCUUAGAUCAUACACCAGCGUACUCAUUUGCAGGCCGACAUGACCCCAAGUGUGUUAAUGAUACUCCUGCACCGGGUGCAUAUUGCCCCGAAAAAGUGCGCUUGGACCACACACCCGCUUUUACCAUUAAGGGCCGUCAUGAUUUACACAAGCCAAGCGAUACACCGGCUCCCGGAGACUAUGCACCUGAAAAGCAUCGCCUAGACAAUACACCGGCUUUCACUAUGGCUGGAAAACGGGAACCCAAAGUCACUAACGACACUCCGGCUCCAGGUGACUAUGCCCCUGAAAAGGUACGUUUGGAUCACACACCUGCUUUCACAAUAGUCGGUCGCAAAGAGGUUAAAAUCACAAGUGAUUCACCAGCACCGGAUGCAUAUUUCCCCGAGAAAGUCCGCUUGGAUCAUACACCCGCCUAUACAUUCAAGGGCCGAUAUGAUCUGCACAAACCUAGCGAUACUCCGGCACCUGGAGAUUAUGCUCCUGAAAAACAUCGUCUGGACAAUACCCCCGCAUACACAAUGGCCGGUAAGCAUGAUCCCAAGGUUGCAAAUGAUACCCCAGCUCCAGGAGACUAUGCUCCUGAAAAACACCGUUUAGAUCACACACCUGCUUUCACAAUAGUCGGUCGCAAAGAGGUUAAAAUCACAAGCGAUUCACCAGCACCGGAUGCAUAUUUCCCCGAAAAAGUCCGCUUGGAUCAUACUCCCGCCUACACAUUCAAGGGCCGAUAUGAUUUGCACAAACCUAGCGAUACUCCGGCACCUGGAGACUAUGCUCCUGAAAAACAUCGCCUGGACAAUACUCCAGCUUACACAAUGGCCGGUAAGCAUGACCCGAAAGUUGCAUAUGAUACCCCUGCCCCAGGUGAUUAUGCUCCUGAAAAACACCGUUUGGAUCACACACCUGCUUUCACAAUAGUCGGUCGCAAAGAAGUGAAAAUCACAAGUGAUUCACCUGCACCGGAUGCUUAUUUCCCUGAAAAAGUUCGCUUAGAUCACACCCCUGCUUAUAGCAUCACUGGUCGUCCUGAGACGCAUAAACCCAGUGAAACCCCAGCACCCGGUGAUUAUGCCCCGGAAAAGGUACGCUUGGAUAACACACCCGCUUACACCAUAGUAGGUCGCAAAGAGGUCAAAAUUAGAAGCGACUCACCAGCACCAGGAACAUAUUUCCCGGAAAAAGUACGCUUGGACCAUACGCCUUCAUAUACUAUUACAGGAAGAAUUGUUACCCAUCAGGAGGACAAUACUCCGGCGCCUGGUGAUUAUAAGCCUGAGUUGUAUGACUUUAAAGGUCAUACGCCAGCUUUUACUUUCGGUAUGAAAUUGAAACAGGAGCGAGUCAGUGAUACUCCAGCACCCACUGCCUAUGAACCAGAAAAGCACACUCUUGAUCACAAACCAGCUUUCAGUUUUGGUACAAAAACUGAAACUAAAACCGUGGUCGAUGCACCAGCUCCUGGUCAUUAUCAUCCUGAAAACUAUAAUCCUGAACAUUCCCCUGCAUUUACUUUCGGUCACAAAACCUCUGUCAUUCCAGCUUUACCACGUGGUCCUUAUGUUGAAGACCGUAUUAUUCAAAGACGUGAGAGACGUAUGAAAAGUCCCGUACGCAAUGUUGUCAUUCUUGAGGAUGGCAUCGCAAAAACACAGCAAAUGCUAAAACAACAACAACAAAGUGUCAAUUCUACCACUACAACAACGCAGCAAUUGCAAAAACAUCACAAAGAGCAACAACAAAAUGCAACCUCCACUACCACCACUACGACCGUAACGGAAAUUCAUACCGUUAAUGGUGGUAGCCCUGCACCGAACCGCAAAAACACUGUUACCACCACUAGAAAGCAAACUCUGACCAAUGGUAAUGCCAAAGAUUCACUAAACGACGCAGUUCACAAUAAAUUGGCCAAAAUCAAUUUGAAUGAUGUCCUUACAUCCGGCACCAAUACUCAAGUAACGCAAAAAGUCGAAAAAAUUAAUGGUGUGAAUGGUGAGAGUGGUCAAAUGGUUACCACCACCGUGCGCACCGUCAGUAAUGGCUACAAGGAAGAGGGUAAUCGUAAAAUCAAGGCCAAAGGUACUGCUGACGUUCAACACUCCAAUGCGGCCACAGGUUCGUGCAAUACCAUUGUGAGUUCCGAUGGUUCUACCACCACAACGAUGAAAUCUGCCAAAACCUCAAGUGUCAAAUAUGCCGUUGAAGCCAGUUCAAUACAAGAAGAAAUAAUAAGCUCCUAAUGUCUACAGAAUUCCCACAAUUUUGGGUGCCAGCAAAGAAGGUAACAUACGCUCAGCACCGGCCUACUCUAUGGCCGGUCGU
Stomoxys calcitrans (stable fly) is the source of this 6743-nucleotide messenger RNA. RefSeq lists its product as uncharacterized. NCBI's taxonomy places the organism in Eukaryota, Metazoa, Arthropoda, Insecta, Diptera, Muscidae. The transcript has 13 exons. Gene Ontology annotation, cellular component: cytoskeleton. The coding region runs from base 698 to 6661 and encodes 1987 amino acids. The record is from RefSeq and is a predicted model, not a curated record.